AUGUACCGCAUGAAAGUGUACCUUUUCGGAAACGACUCUGAGACGCCGCUUGUCAUCCGCCGAAUUCUGUAUAAUUUCGACAUGCUGCACAGAAGUGGAGACGCGUUGCGUGAGCUGAUCCGACAAAGAUUUUCUGCUGCUCUCUCCCGAUUCGUGUGUUUUCGCGUGUUUUGGAUAGAUGAUGAAGGAGAUGAAGUUAUAAUCGCAAAUGACGAUGAUAUGCGAGCAGCAAGAUGCAUCUGGGAUCCUUUGCUGCACACCGUAGUUUGGAAACCCUUGGUAUGUUGGUCGAACUACGCAUCAGCCUCUCGGAGUCUCUGUCUCAACUCCUGCACUAUCUCCCAUUCUGUCCUGCUUUGUCCGUCCGAAACUACGCCGCCCGCGAGGCCGUUCACCGUCGGCUGCGACCUAGUCUACCCCGACAUCGAGACAAUCACAAUGGAUAGUAAAUCUGAAGCAAAUCGUGGCGUUCCCAUGAAGGCCUAUUUUACCAAUGGCACAUCAUCGGAAGUUCGUCGAUUCACAGUUGAUGAGGAUGUUUCAACCAAUGUGGAAUAUUUGUUCGAGAAGCUCCGGUCCACCUUUCCUUCUCUGAGGUCCAAGCCGUUCCGUGUGAGCUGGAAAGAUUUUGAAGGUGACGAUGUUGUUAUUUCGAGCGAUGCAGAGCUCAUGGAAGCGCUGUUGGAGUACACUCGAACCAAGAACUUGUCCGACUCUGGCAUUCCACUGCCUUUUAAAUUGGAUGUCAGUCCUGCUGAAGGCACUAACGACGUGACUCCAGAUGCCGCUGCUGGCGUGUUCGUCAUGCCUGAAAAUAUCCUGGAUCCAAUUUUGACUGCUUGUGGACUGAAGAAACAAGAAGCUGAGGAGAAUGCUGAGGAAGAUGCGACUGAGUUCUGUCGCAAGAAAUACAAGUUCGGGAAGCAUCACCAUCAUCACGGUCAUCGCGGAAGGGGGCAUAAGCAUCCCAGAAGUCGCAGCCGCAGUCAUUCCAGAGUGUCGCAUCACGGCCUGGGUUCCAGACGAUUCCAUUGCCGUCGUGCGAACACUUCUGAUGCUCCUGCAGGCGAGGAUCAGGCCAAUCAAGCCGUUGACGCUGGUGAACAUUGGCGUCGCGCUUGGAGGAACAUCAUGAACCCUGUCGCUGGCCGCGGGACGUGUUGGCAGGAGUCUGUGCAAGAAAUGAUCCCCUCCAUGUUGUCAGCUGGAUUUAACUUGAACAAGAUCAUGGAAACCAUCGUUGCUAUCAGGUGUGGCCUUGCUGCGGCUGCCAACGGAGCUGGUGCUGCAAGUGGUGAAAGAGCGGGGAGACACGCACCUACUGAAGGUGAUUAUCCUCAGGAUGGAGCGCAUUCGCAACAGAGACCUGAAAGCGAGUCCCAGGCUCGUGCCGGUCAACAAGAGGACGCCCCGUUGUUGAACAACCUUUGCGAAUUGAUGAAGACGUUCAACCUGAACCCGAAUGAAAACGCGUCAAUGGAGGACGUUAUGGGAAUGCUGGGAGAUUUCCUUGGAGGCGGCGGAAGACGACACGGAGGAAGAGGACAUUGUCGCCGCGGAAAUUCAUCUGGUUUCAGGAGAACUCGCAGAUGCGAAAAGGGUGCCGGUGGUGAAUCGGAAAACCCUCAGCAAGACCCGAUGCCGAAUGCGAAGACGACCGAUGCUGCUCCUGCUGAAGGAAAUCCCGAAGCCCCAGAUUCAAAAACUAGUGGCGUCGUGGUUGAUGUCGAUAUUGACGACGGCGUUCCUGAAAAGUCUGGAAAUGGAGAAAGGUCAGCUGAACAAUCCCCGGGGGCAGUUGCUGCUGAGUGGACUAUGGUGGACAAAGAACCGACCCCGGAGAAACAGGAUGACACCGCAAAGGAAAACGGGGCUCGUCCGAAAGUCCGCUAUGUGGAGAUCGUCAAGGAAUCCGGUAACCUUUAUCCUGACGUGGCCGAGGAGAAGAAAGCUGUGGAAAAUUCGGUGACGACUCAUCCGGAUCCGAAAGUCAACAAAGCUUUGCAGACUAUGUUGGACAUGGGCUUCACGAAUGAAGGAGGAUGGCUUUCCAAUUUGCUCGAAGCGAAGAGCGGAGACAUCGCGGAUGUGCUGGACGUUCUGCGCCCAUACAGGAGGAUGAAGUGAAGAAUCGAAUUGGAUUUUCAUUCCUGCUCCUGUGAAGUCAAAGCUCGAACAGAAGGAUGAUAUUCUGUAAUUGUUAAUGCACACUUCAUGACUGCUGCAUGCAGUACUUUACGCACUUGAUGGAAGAAAACAUCUUCCGAGCUAUGAAAUGUGGUGUAAAAAGCUCUUGACACAUUUUCAGCUUUUAUGUGUGAUUACAUACCGGAGUUUCCGUGAUUUGAUUGAUAACAUUGGCUAGUGCUCCAUUUAAACUUCCAAUGCUGCAGGUAACAUCUCGCUUCGCUGAGGACCAUGAUACAUAUUGACAUCUCGGUGACAGAUUUCCUUUGUUUCGGGAAUUUUCGAUGUUUUUUUCGCUGAUUGUUUUAUUCAUAUGUAUCUGAAUAAUACAAAGAAUAUUGCAAAGCAAA
Messenger RNA from Notodromas monacha, 2537 nucleotides. The record is from the annotation of a GenBank genome assembly. Lineage: Eukaryota; Metazoa; Arthropoda; Ostracoda; Podocopida; Cyprididae.